UAAUAGAAAUCCUUUAUUGUAAUGAUGAAAUGAAUGAGUAACGUAGUAUCCAAACCACGUGGUCAAAAGGGAAAUACCUGAUAUCUGAAAAAGACAAAAAGAGAUUUCAUAUUCAAUAAUAAUAUCAUGGAGGGAAAGAAAUAUGUUGUCUACAAUUUGGUGGUAUCAAUUAGUUUAUGUUCCAUUCUAGUACAAGGAAAUACAACCGUAACUGGGUAUUGGACCCAGUGGUAUGACGUAGACACACCCAGAGUUGGUGUCGGUGACGUAGAGACAGUAUCUGCUAUAGAAAAUGAAGGACCAUCAAUUUGUGAUGAACAAUAUUUCAUAUAUCACAGUGAAUGCAGGACACAUAUCUUUGAUAACUGGUUGGAAUUUACAGAACGCGAUGCACAUCUAGCACCUGACACACUGUUUAACGCCUGUACAAAAACAGGAUUAGAAUGCAGGAACGAAGAUCAACCAAUGGAAGCUACGUGUAGGGAUUACCAGAUCCGAUUCUACUGUGCAUUACCACUAGGUAAAGACAUCAUAAAAGAAGAUAACAGUUCAAUGAUAGCAUUAGCUGCGGGUCUAACAUUUUUAUUUCCGAUUGUUGUCGCACUUAUCAUAAACAUUUGUCAUAGACACUGUCGUAAAAAGCCUGCCAAUCGACUUCCGAUUGUGGCAAGAAGUCGGUCGAGAGAUAGCAUCGUCAACCAGGCUUUGUUUGAUGCACCACCUAGUUAUAAUUUACUUUUCGGUCAUGACUCGACCGUUGUUAGUACAGAACACUUAAUUCAAAGUGAAACUCGAACAUCACAUGAAGAACCUUUAUCAAAUGAACAUCGACCAAAUCAGAUCUGUAUUCAUACAUUACCUUCUUCGAACAAUUUAACGAUGGAUUCCGAAUCGGUAUCUGAAGCCGAUAGUUGUUACAGACAAUUCCGGGACAGAAUCAAGAAACUUCCGGGAAUGCAUUUAUCAGUUAUGGACAUGUAUACUCAGUAUCGAGACGGAAGUAGUACAACACCUCCACCAUCUUAUAAUGAGGCUCUGGUUAUACUUUCUACUCUUCCGGAAAAACAGGACGAGUCUUGAUUCAUCGAAUCUAAUAACGAGGCUCUGGUUAUACUUUCUACACUUCCGAAAAAACAAGACGAUUCUUAAUUCAACAAAUGUUUAAAUUUGUUAUUCAUGAGUGCCAUUUUAUAAAUGUGUCCGAGUUAUGUGCCAAACAACCAAAACUAAAGAAAUCCAAUACUUAUAAUCUCUGAAGACAACCUCUUUUAUUUAGAGGUAGAUCAAAGAGUAAUCUAGCAUAAUAUGAGCAACGUUGUCAAAUAUUUAGAGAGAUAGUGUUCUUUUGAACAUUAUAUCUGUGAGAGGAUCCAUUUAUGAUUGAAUUUGUUUU
Molecule: messenger RNA, 1393 nt
Organism: Mytilus trossulus (common blue mussel)
Lineage: Eukaryota; Metazoa; Mollusca; Bivalvia; Mytilida; Mytilidae
Exons: 4
Coding region: 127-1080 (317 amino acids)
Source: RefSeq, a predicted model, not a curated record